This is a messenger RNA of Gasterosteus aculeatus aculeatus (three-spined stickleback), 1782 nucleotides long. RefSeq names its product protein phosphatase 1 regulatory subunit 3G (gene ppp1r3g). Gene Ontology annotation, cellular component: protein phosphatase type 1 complex. Gene Ontology annotation, biological process: regulation of glycogen biosynthetic process. Lineage: Eukaryota; Metazoa; Chordata; Actinopteri; Perciformes; Gasterosteidae. Gene Ontology annotation, molecular function: protein phosphatase 1 binding; glycogen binding. The record is from RefSeq and is a predicted model, not a curated record.
AUGACGUAUUUCCGCCCGCCGCACGCUACAGGUGAUGAUGUGACGGUGCGCGUGUCCGCGGGGGGGGGGGGCAUCUAUAUACAAGCCGCCCGCACCGAGAAGGCCACGGACUCCUCGGCGGCCUCCUGCUCGCCUCCCCGGAUCCACGCCGCAGGAGGGACGCGCUCUCCGGGUGAAAUGAAAAACGGCCUGAAGGAGGAGGAGGAGGAGGAGGAAGGAAACCUGGACAACAAGGUGGACGCUUCUCACCUGGAGAGGUUCAUGAAGGACCGGAGGAAAGCCCGGUCCCUGCCCGCGUACCCGGCUGCGCUCUUGGCCGGCGUCCCCGGGAGCAACGGAGGGAAGCACGUAAAGUUCGCCGACUCCAUGGGGCUGAACCUGGCCAGCGUGAAGCACUUCAGCGCGCUGGAGGAGCCGCGGAUCCCCAGCAAGGUCCUGUCCCGGCACAGGAGCUUCCCGCCGCCGCAGGACUUCCUGAACGACCUGUGCCAGAGCUUCAAGUCCAGCCUGGACACGGACCGGCUGGUGGCCUGCUUCCCAGAGCCGCGGGACGCGGAGCGGCGCGUCCAGCGGCUCCGCGUCUGCCUGGAGAAGGUCGUCAUCACCCAGUUCGACCUGCGGGGCCAGAUCCGGGUCCGGACCAGCUGCACCAACAAAGAGGUCGGACUCAGGUACACGUUCAACGACUGGCUCUCCUACGUGGACGCACAGGCUCUGCCCGGCGCCGCGGACCGGCCGGGGGGAGAGGGGGAGCGUUUCGGCUUCACCGUGUACACGCCGCCCUUCAUGGACCCCAGCUCGGCCGUACACUUCGCCGUGUACGUGCGGAGCGAGGAGGGGGAGUUCUGGGACAACAACGAGGGGAGGAACUACACCCUCCGGUACCGCUGCAUGCCCGGCACGUCGCCGCGUUUCGGCGCCGCGUUCGACGCCUACUGAGCCCGCGUAAAACCUCCAAAUCUCUCCACCCAACCUACAACUCUGUGCGUAAAACCUCCAAAUCUCUCCACCCAACCUACUACUCUGUGCGUAAAACCUCCAAAUCUCUCCACCCAACCUACUACUCUGUGCGUAAACCUCCAAAUCUCUCCACCCAACCUACUACUCUGUGCGUAAAACCUCCAAAUCUCUCCACCCAACCUACUACUCUGUGCGUAAAACCUCCAAAUCUCUCCACCCAACCUACUACUCUGUGCGUAAACGCGGUUAUGUCGCGCACGCCGUGUCCCACCUGCUUAAUGACACUUUUUGAGGUCAGACAACUUGUGUUUAGUCAGAAGUUGACAUUUAGUUUCUCUUCUAUUGGUUCAAGUCUCAUGGCAACAACACAGUGGACAUUUGGGCUUUUGGAUGGGGCACAAGGUUGGUGGUUCGAUUCCAGACUGGCUCAUGUUCCAUGUCGAAGUGUCCCUGAGCAAGACACCUGACCCCUAAUUGCUCCCCAGGCAAAAAUGUGAAAAGCCAUGAGUUUAAAGUGUAAUGUAAGUCGCUUUGGAUAAAAGCGUCUGCUACAUGACCUGUAAUGUAAUGUAAUGUGAUGUAAUGUGAUGUAAUGGAUGGACCUUCAUUGAGGACUUGCUGGAGUAAAACGUGCCUCGCUUUCACUGCUGCUCUGUGGACCAGAACCCGGAUGUAGAACAUUGUCCAAAUAAGAGGCGAUAUGUUUCUGGGCGUGGCUCAUUAAUGAGAAUGUGAUUGGUGUAAAGAAUCUGAUCUCUGAACGUUUGUGUGGACGAUGAAGUGUUUUGACAAAAUGAACAAUCAAUAAACUCUUCUGAUGGA